CCAAAAGAGGAUUAAACCAUCUCAGAAAAAAAAUUCAAAAUAAGAGAAAAGAAUUCCCUCCAGGCUUCGAGUUAUAGUGUUAUAUACUACAGCUCAUAUCUUUUCCUGUACGUUGUGAAGGCAUAUAUUAUGGCGGAAGGGGAAAGAAGCGCAAACGAGCCAGUACCCGACCCGAAUCCGUGCCCUAUCUGCCUCGGACCCGUGACUCAAGAUUCAUACUUGGAGCAAUGCUUUCAUAAGUUUUGCUACAACUGCAUUCUACGUUGGACCAAAGUGGUUGCUAGCAAGCAUUCUUGUAGACAGACUUCUGUAAAGUGCCCUCUCUGUAAGAUAGAAAGCUUUUCAAUCGUACAUGGAUAUGAUGGAAGUUCUUUUCAAAGACAUUAUGUUGGUCAGGAUCUGGGAAGUAGGUAUGCAUUUUUCACGAAACUUCACAAGUAUAGAUUACAGUGCUAUUACACCGAAGCAGGUACUCUGGCUGACAAAUUGAAGGUAAUGCGAUACUGGAAGUUGCACAAGUAUCGUCAGCCUGCUCAUCAACUUUACAGUUGGCUGACAAGGGAAAUCCAAGCAUUAACACAGGAAGAAGAUGUUGAUAUCAUUGUGCAUCAUGUAUUCGGAGUAAUUGAAUCCUUCAAGAGAAAUGAGCAAAGCCAUAUACAAAUGACUCCAGAGGCAAAUCAAGAGGAAUUCCGAGUCUUGGUCUCUCAAGCAGCAAGGCCUUUUUUGACAGGUAGAACGGAUCGUUUUGUGAAUGAGGUACAACUGUUUUUAGCUUCGGAGUUGACAAUGGAUGCCUUUGACAAAGUUUAUGUCCAGCAUCUAGGCUGGAAAUUCCCUGAAAUAACUAAGGAUGAGGAGGAAAGAGAAGUUGAAAGUUACUCAACUCCAUACUUGUAUUUCUUUGAUGAAGACUGAUGAAAAUGAGUGAAUUUUUUAAAAUGAAUUGUAAGGUUCACUUGCCUUGCGAACUAGCCAUCAAACUCAGAUCCUCUCAAUUUCAUAUUUGUUCUCGUU
Molecule: messenger RNA, 1017 nt
Organism: Ipomoea nil (Japanese morning glory)
Lineage: Eukaryota; Viridiplantae; Streptophyta; Magnoliopsida; Solanales; Convolvulaceae
Exons: 7
Coding region: 130-918 (262 amino acids)
Molecular function (GO): metal ion binding
Source: RefSeq, a predicted model, not a curated record